Molecule: messenger RNA, 789 nt
Organism: Cyprinodon tularosa
Lineage: Eukaryota; Metazoa; Chordata; Actinopteri; Cyprinodontiformes; Cyprinodontidae
Gene: trappc3
Product: trafficking protein particle complex 3
Exons: 5
Coding region: 132-674 (180 amino acids)
Biological process (GO): endoplasmic reticulum to Golgi vesicle-mediated transport; intra-Golgi vesicle-mediated transport
Cellular component (GO): cytosol; TRAPP complex; cis-Golgi network membrane
Source: RefSeq, a predicted model, not a curated record
UUAGCUAGCUUUGCAAAAGAGGAAGCGUAUGACUGAACUGGUGAUCACGGAACUAAGCGCUUGGCCAGAGUCAAAUAAAUAAGGGAUUAAUCUCGAAUUACCUCCGGUGUAAUCCCGUAACCCUUUCCACGAUGUCUCGGCAAUCUAACCGAACAACAGACAGCAAGAAAAUGAACUCGGAGCUGUUUACUCUGACCUAUGGGGCUCUGGUGACCCAGCUUUGUAAAGACUAUGAGAACGAUGAGGAAGUCAAUAAACAGCUGGACAAGAUGGGAUACAACAUUGGAGUGCGUCUGAUUGAGGACUUCUUGGCCCGCUCCAGCAUCGGCAGGUGUCAGGAUUUCCGAGAAACAGCCGAUGUCAUCGCUAAGGUAGCCUUUAAAAUGUACCUGGGAAUUACUCCCAGCGUGACCAACUGGAGCCCAGGAGGAGAUGAGUUUUCCCUCAUUCUAGAGAACAACCCUCUGGCUGACUUUGUGGAGCUGCCGGAUAACCACAGCACACUCAUUUACUCCAACCUGCUGUGUGGUAUCCUCAGAGGAGCCCUGGAGAUGGUCCAGAUGGCGGUUGACGUGAAGUUUGCCCAGGACAGCCUCAGAGGGGACAACGUUACAGAAAUCCGCAUGAAGUUUAUUAAGAGGAUUGAAGAAAACCUCCCAGCCGGAGAGGAGUGAUGAGGAAAACAAAGACACUUUUAUUAUGUUUAGCUGUGGGGUUUUUCUUUCAGUUGUUUUGCAUGUUUAUUAAUUUAUGUACAUAAUUGUAAUCAAUGAAAUCAACAUUAAUCAA